Molecule: messenger RNA, 1355 nt
Organism: Rhipicephalus sanguineus (brown dog tick)
Lineage: Eukaryota; Metazoa; Arthropoda; Arachnida; Ixodida; Ixodidae
Product: pyrokinin-1 receptor
Exons: 4
Coding region: 1-1311 (436 amino acids)
Biological process (GO): G protein-coupled receptor signaling pathway
Cellular component (GO): plasma membrane
Molecular function (GO): G protein-coupled receptor activity
Source: RefSeq, a predicted model, not a curated record
AUGACGUCAACCAACUUGCCGUUGCCUGUGGGAGCGGUUGACCAAGGAGUCGUCGGCGUUGACAGCGUUGGCAGCGCCGCAGCAGUAGUCGCGGCGGCCUUCUACAACUUCACUGCGGAUUUUGUCGAGUCCUCGACACGGGCUAGUGGGAGGCAAAACAUGCCUUCGAGGCGUCAGCGUGUCGGUGCUGCGUCUCCUAGCCAUCCGUCGGUGGCCAUUCAGGUGCUGGACUUCCUCAACGCGGUCUAUAUGCCAGCCGUCAUCUACCUGGGGCUCGUGGGGAACGUGCUCUCUCUCAUCACUUUCCUCUUAACCAAGCUGAAGAACCGCGCCUCUAGCCUUUACAUGGGAGCCCUGGCCAUUUCCGACUCCGGCUUUCUCAUCAUACUUUCGUUCGCCUGGCUCAACGAGCGUGGCAUCAACGUGUACCAGCACGGGCUCUGUCUCGUCACCGUAUUUUUCACCUCUGUCUUCUCCUGCUGGUCCGUGUGGUUGACGGUGAGCUUUACGGCCGAGAGGUUUGUCGCAGUGCGCUACCCUCUCUGGAAGCUGCAGACCAGCUCUCCCAGCAGGAGACCACGUCUCGUCAUAGGCACCACUGCGAUUCUGAGUUUGGCUCUCAAUGCUCCCUUGUUGCUGUUCGUGAGAGUCGGUGACGGAGAGUACUCUGACUGCAGCCUUCACCCCGAGUACGAGAGUGCACUCUACUACCUGAACCUCUUGGACACGGUGCUCACCUUCAUCUUACCGUUUCUGCUCAUCACUUUCAUGAAUUUCAUGAUUUCCCGCGCCAUUUACCGGUUCUACGUUCGCUACAAGAGACAGCGCGCCAUGCCUGACGUGCACAUGGACUCUCAUAUCUCCAGCACUUCUUCACCCAGUAGGCUCAAUGGGAACACGGUGAUCUCCAAGGAUGGUACAAUAACGGCGACCAGUGGAGGAGGAAUCGCUCACGCGACUCAGAUCAGCGUGACACGCAUGCUCCUGCUGGUGUCCACUGUCUUCAUGCUCCUGAACCUGCCGAGCUACGUCAUGAGAAUCUACGUGUUCCUGCUGUCCCUGGGACAUUCGGAUCUUCCUGAUGCCAAGCACAGCUCCCUGCCUUACGUGCUGCAGCGCUACUUCAUGCUACUGUACUACACAAACUUCGCCAUCAACUUCGUCCUGUACAACGCCAGCUCUCGGAUGUUCCGAUCCACGCUGUGCGAGUACAUGCAAGGCAGGUGGCACGCACUCCGAGAGUCAAUGGCCGGCAUUCGAUCGAGCCUGGGCCGGUCUUCCACUAGCCAGAACGAAGACAUCAUCAUUUGAACAAGUGCUGGGCAACUACUUCAACGAGGAGCAUUGACUCAGCG